This is a messenger RNA of Octopus sinensis (East Asian common octopus), 766 nucleotides long. RefSeq names its product biogenesis of lysosome-related organelles complex 1 subunit 5. Gene Ontology annotation, cellular component: transport vesicle; BLOC-1 complex. Bases 111 to 566 code for a protein of 151 amino acids. The record is from RefSeq and is a predicted model, not a curated record. The transcript is spliced from 6 exons. Lineage: Eukaryota; Metazoa; Mollusca; Cephalopoda; Octopoda; Octopodidae.
GAGACAUUUAAUCGAUUCACCGAAAGAUAACUGCUGGCACCGGAUGUAAAAAAAGACUUGAUUCGGCUGCGCAUGUGUGGAAGCAUACAUCUACUUCCGAAUCGUAGAUCAUGGCUUUCGAUUUAAUGAUAAAAGACUUGAGUGAAAUUCAAAGCCGACUCUAUGACCACCGUCCAGUCCUACAAGGAGAUGUAUUAUAUUUCUUCAAAGAAUUUGAGGAAAAGAGAGGUCAUCGGGACUUUACAACUCUUCAGAAAUGUAAUGAAGAAGUGUCGUUGAUGCAAGAUCUAUACCUACCUGGUUGUCUACAGCAAGCUGAAAUCUGCCUCACAGAUAUUGCUAGCAAGACCAAUACAGCUACUCAAAUCUGUGACAGAAUUUGCAGCAAGAAACACCCAGAGACAGACUACCUUGACGAAUGCCGUCAACAGCGGUCAAAAGAAUGGACGGACUUUAUGACGGAACAAUGUAAAAGAAGUGCUGAAGUCGACCAAAUGUUUGAGACUGAACUGAGCAAAAUAAAAUCUGCCCUUAGCAAUAAAACUGGCCAUAUCCAGACCAAAUAGUCCGUCUAUUCCAUGUUCAAACUUGUCAGAUCCAGUUUCUCAAACCUACUCUACAAUAUCCUUCGAAAACUAAACAAUCACAUCGAAAUCUUGAAGCUACAAGUUAAUGCAAGAUUAAUUCAAAAACUAGCAUACACUUGGAAGAGUAAACCAUUCUUAGGAAUUCUUUGAAAAUAAAACAAAGUUAGGCAUAAACAGUA